This is a messenger RNA of Ostertagia ostertagi, 3522 nucleotides long. Lineage: Eukaryota; Metazoa; Nematoda; Chromadorea; Rhabditida; Trichostrongylidae. The record is from the annotation of a GenBank genome assembly.
AUGGCCGCGGCGCAACCGCACGACGUUUUCCUAGUCGACGAACUCGUCUGCAACGUCACUCAGGGAAGUGUUCUGUUCUCUGGUACGGGAGGAAUGGGAGUAGAUACUGAAGCUAGGUCGUCCUCUCCUGUGUUGGAUCAACCGUUUCAGCGACCACAACGUGGUGACAUUGACGCUGUAGAGCGAGUGAAAGAGGGCUGUGCGCGGAUUCUAUCUCGGAUCAACGUGAAGGUGCCGGAAUCCGGAGAAGAUGAUUUUCUUAUAUUCGCAACGAAUGCAUGCUGUGCUGAAUGGAAAUUACGCCAGCAGAAUUCGGAGAUUGCUUUGAAAGGCAUGAUGAUGAUUUUGGAACUGUGCCUUUCGCAACCGAACAAUCUAGAUAAUGUUUUUGGUAAUCUCGUCAGCCAGCUAGGCUUUAAUUCGGUUGCAUUUUGGAAAAUUGCUGUCCCAUUAGUUUACGAUUCGGAUCUGUCGUUUGGAACACAGUUCCGCGAUUCACUUCUGUUUUCGUUGGCGCUUUAUGACGUGAACAAUAGCAAAAAUAGAUUGCGCGAGCUCUAUGCAGCUGUACCAGGAGUACGUCAGAGCAUGCUGGGUGUGCAUGCGAAGAAAUUCGGCGAGAAGUACCGACAUAUUCAGAUGGUUCGUUCUCGUGCAAACUCGCGUAUGUCGUCUGUACAUGGAUCGAUGGAAGAUCUCCUUUCUCUUGACAACGACGUCGUGGAAGAUGGCCAGUCUGACGGAGCCAGUGAGGGACUGUCGGCUGGAACUGGAGUCGUAGGUCUGACAGACACUACCCAUCACAAGCAAAGAGUGAUCAAUGUGUCGAAUGCGCCGCCGGUAUCUAUUCAGCGAAAGGGUAGCGGAUGCUGGGAAAUUAAACAAGGAUCUGGUGGCUUGGUAUCUUGUGUGGAUCCAGUGAUGUCUGUAGAUAAGGAAAAUAUUUGGCUUUCGAACCUUGGUAUCAACAUCAACAAAGAGGAAAAUGAUGACUUAGCGGAUGUUCCUCCACCGUCGACAAACUCUCUCGGUUUGCCUCUGAUCAAACAGGCGAGGGCUGGUGAAAUUUUCCAUGUACUUGAAGAAAAUGACAAGAAACAGGAGCUCACUGACAAGGAGCAACUCGUAGAGAGAGAUAUGUCUCUGCUCUCCGUACUGCACGAUUAUAAUAAAGCCAACUAUCAGCUUAACCCUGUUUUCGUGGAUCAGGAGGAUUAUAAUGCGUAUUACGGUGGAAUAAGCAACGGUCUCCUAUGGCCGGCACUUCACAAUCUCUCGGAAUUCAUUGUGAAGGAAUAUGACGAUCCUGCUGUACUCCGUGAACAUUGGUGUGCAUAUGUACGUGUGAACUACCAGUUCGGUAUCAACGCAGCACGUAACAGCCGUCCUCAAGAUUUUAUUUGGAUCCAUGACUAUCAUCUCAUGCUAACUGGUCAGAUUAUGCGCAGUUUGGACAGUAACCUUGAGGUUGGAUUCUUUCUUCACAUUCCAUUUCAACCGCCAGCAGAUUUCAUGACGAAGUAUAAAGUGGUAGCUGAUCCGAUUUUACGUGGAAUUCUGCGUUUCACAAAGGUUGGUUUCCAAACCCAUCGCGAUCGCGAGCGUUACGUACAGAUGGUGAGGGAGUACAUCCCUCGAGCCAGAGUGCAUUUCGACAACAGAAUCGACAUAUUCACCGUUACCUAUGAGGGUUGGACGUGCUCAUUGGGAGUGUUCCCCGUAUCGAUCAAGAACGAAGACUUCCUGUCAAUUGCCAAUGAACCUCAGUGCGCCAUUGAAGCUCAGGAAAUCAAGCGAGAUGUGGACUAUUUAGUACUGUCCAAUAGCGGUGAAGGAGGCUGCUUCUUUUUCUCUGUCGAGAGGUUUGACUACACCAAGGGUAUUAUGGAGAAGCUGAGAGCGUGGAAAAGGUAUUUUGAAAAGCAUCCAGAGAGGAAAGGCCUAGAUGUGCUCUACCAAAUUGCGGUCACAAACAGGCGCGCUGUGGAAUCGUACAAAAGAUAUCAGCACACGUUGCUGACCUUUGCGAACACAUCAUUCAACGAGACUAUUGUCGAAGUGCAACUGGGAAAUGCAGGAUUUUACUCAGAGGACAAGAAGUGCUAUCAUCGUGUAGAUGACAUUGCUGAUGUCGAGAACUUUGCCGAGGUGUUCUAUCGCGCAGCUACCGAAGAAGGUGCAGUUCGGCAGGAGCAUGGUGGUCGUCUCAACCAAUUCCUCAAAAGUCAUGAUAUUGACGAAUGGAGCACAGCUUUUCUUGAUCCCAGCUGGACUCACGAAGUUAUCCGACCAACUGAGAUUCGACAAAUCGCCGAUUUCUACUUGCUAAUGGCGCAGACUGCGCAAAUCCGACGUCAAAUCGUCGAGGUGGUUCUGAAAGGAAUGCCCAUUCGGCCACAUUUUGCUCUAUCUCUUGAGAAUGCCAAGAAUUCUCUCGAGAAUUGUUGUAUGGCGGACUCGAAUCUUUUGGUGUUGGAGACGACUACCCAUAGUGAAGAUGACGACGUUGCUACUAACACUCAUGCUACGUUCGACAUCACCACUCUCGGCUCAUUCCAUCCGUCAGGUCCAACCGCAUUUGCUGCUGAGGUGGAGAAGGCUGCAGCUUUGUUGUCUCUCGGAGAUCAUUUCCAUUAUUUGUUCACAGACAGAGAUGGUACCUUGAAGAGUUACUCAUGUUCAUAUCCAACUAGUGUCCAGCCAGCAUACUCUGCUGUUAUCCAGGCUCAGUUUGCUCGGCGUUGUGCCCAAUUUUGCGCGAUCGUCACUACAGCUCCACUUGUACAUAUCGGAAUCCUCAAUGUGAGCACGAUGCCUGAAGGGUAUUACGCUUACGGCGCCUCUGCUGGACGUGAAUGGUACUUCAAUCCAGCCAUGCAGUUCAAGGAUGACAGCGUCAGCGACGCUGACCUCAUGCUGCUCAACAAAGCGUUCGAUAUGGUUGAGGAUUUACUGGAAAAACCGGAAUUCCGAAAUCUCACAUGGGUUGGUAGUGGUCUACAAAAGCAUUAUGGCCAUAUCACAAUUGCUAAGCAGGACGUGAAUAAUUCGAUUCCGCCCAGAAAGAGCAUGCAACUGUUCGUUGAAGUUUCGAAAAUUGUCAAUGAAGUUGAUCCUACUGGUGCAAUUCUGACGAUCAGGGAGAAUGAAUAUGAUAUAAAAAUCUAUACUAAGGCUAAAUUAUCGGGUCGAAUUUUCAACAAAGGUCACGGUGUUCGUCUUAUUGAGCGAAAGAUGGGCAUGCAACUGCAGGAUGGUAAUAUACUUGUUUGCGGUGACUCUGAUACCGAUCUCCCAAUGCUUGAGGAAUGUUUAUCGGUUGCGCCACCGAAUGUCUACACUAUUUGGGUGACGAAAGAUGAAGCGCUCCAGGAGAAGGUAACCCAAACAUGCGCACGUUUCCACAACAACAAUGUGACGUUCGUAUCAUGUCCAGAAGUAUUGCUGGGUGCGAUGGCUCAGGCUACAGUACGUGAACUGAAAGUGCGUGGAGGCAACCUGGACGAUGACAGUGACAUAUGA